This is a messenger RNA of Eupeodes corollae, 1217 nucleotides long. RefSeq names its product COP9 signalosome complex subunit 7 (gene CSN7). Lineage: Eukaryota; Metazoa; Arthropoda; Insecta; Diptera; Syrphidae. Bases 198 to 1034 code for a protein of 278 amino acids. The record is from RefSeq and is a predicted model, not a curated record. Gene Ontology annotation, biological process: COP9 signalosome assembly. Gene Ontology annotation, cellular component: COP9 signalosome. The transcript has 6 exons.
UUACAGCUCUGCUCUGCUUUGUUAAAGGCUGAUUUGACGUUUCAUAAUUUAAAUUCUUACAUUUUAUUCCAAAUUAAAUUUGUUGGUGUUUGUUUUCUUCAAGUAGCAUUUACAACCGGAAAAAAUAAAAAAUCUUUUCGUUUGGAAAAAACUAAACCCAUUUAUUUUUGUAGAGAGAAUCAUAGCGAAGGUAUACGAUGACUACAGAUAUUUUAAUGGCCCAGGACAAUGUCGAAGAGACUCACGCCGAAACCCGAAAUCAGUUAGAACAAUUUACGAUCCUUGCAAAAACAGCCCAUGGGGCUGCCUGCUUGGAACUAAUCAAGCAAGUCCUAGAAGCACCAGGAAUCUAUGUUUUUGCUGAGCUUUUGGCAAUGCCAAACAUAGCUGAGUUGCAAAAUGGUCCAAAUGCAAGAUACUAUAAUACACUUAAUCUCUUCGCCUACGGAACUUAUAAGCAGUACUCACUUAACCCAUCUGAAUACUUGGAACUAACCACAGCAAUGCGAAAGAAGCUCCAACAUCUAACGAUUGUUUCUUUGGCAAUAAAGAACAAGUGCAUUCCUUAUAGUGUUCUGCUGGAAGAAUUAGAAGUCGAAAACGUGCGUCAUUUGGAAGAUGUGAUUAUUGAAGCAAUUUAUGCAGAUAUUAUUCAUGGAAAACUUUUUCAAAACAAUAGGUUUCUUGAAAUCGAUUUCGCACAGGGAAGGGAUAUUCCACCUGGUUACACAAGUAAAAUUGCUAAUACCUUACAAGAGUGGUCGGAUGCAUGCGAUGCCAUAUCGAAGUGCAUUGAAGAGCAAAUUAAUCGUGCAAAUUCAGAAAAAGCUAAACGCUUGAGAAAGAAGGAACGCAUAGACAAAGAAUUGAUAAAUCUUAAAAAGACUCUAAAAACCCAGCUGAACGAAUCCGAUGAUGUUAUGCAAACAGAAUCACGUGAAUCGUCUACAAGUCAUGAAGCUCGUAAGAAAUCAUGCAAAUCUAAGUCUGCUCGUCCUUCUGGAUCUUUUAAAUUUUCAUCACUGGGAAAGUAAUAUAAAUUAGUUCAUAUCAGCCCGUAUCCUCAUUGAAUUUUAAAAUAUUGCUUAAAGCGGAUCAGGAUCUAUUAAAGGAUGUAAUUUUUUACAAUAACAUUUUUCCCUUUAAAAUGUUUCUUUCUUAAAUUCUGAGCUUAAUUUGUUUAAUAAAUUCUACCUCCGAUAUUUAACUUAAAAAAA